AUGGAGGUCCAAACAUCUUCAAGAGGCCUUCUUCGGGAGUUGCUGGACAUCACGCCAGUUGCAGUUGAAGAGGCCGUGAAUGCUACGUGGCAUGCUUGGGUGCAGCCUCGGUUGGCCACAAAGGCCUUGAGUGAGCUAGCUGCACGAAGGAAGGGUCAGGUGGCGGCGCAGGUGUUGGCAGCUAUGCAAAAAGGUGCUGCGGAAACUUCCACAUUUCACUACAACGCUGUGAUGAACGCAUGCUCUACAAGUAGUCUCUGGCAAACAGCCCUGGGCUUGCUGACAAGGAUGUCAAAGCACCGGGCGGAUUGUGACAUCAUCAGCUUUAGCACGGCUAUCUCCGCCUGCGAGGGCUCGAGCCAGUGGAUACCAGCCUUGGAGCUCCUUGAGAUGUCCUCAAAAGCCCGGCUGAGGCAGAACAUCGUCAUUUACAACAGCACCAUGAGUGCUUGUGCCAAUGCUGGACGCUGGGACGUGGCGUUGCAUUUGCUGGAGUCUUCGCGGCACAUGAGGUUUUUACCAACGGUAGUCACUUAUGGCGCAGCUAUUUCUGCAUGCGAGAAGGGCGGUGAAUGGGAAUUGGCGUGUUCCAUUUUCCAUUCUUCUUUGUCAGAUGCUUGCACACCGAACACCAUCACAAUGGAUUCCUGCAUCAGUGCUGGUGAAAAGGCUGGGCAAUGGCAGCUGGCCCUACAGGUCUUGGGAUCGAUGUGCAGCUUUCAAGUUGAAAAGGUUGAUGUCAGUUGCAAUGCUGCAAUCAGCGCGUGUGAAAAGGCAGCGCGCUGGCAAUUGACGGGUGUGAUUCUUGGCGACAUGCAGCAAGCUGGUGUUGGAAGGGAUUUCAUCAGCUUUGACUCGUCGAUCAGUGCGUGUGAGAAGGGGGAACAAUGGAGCGCGGCGCUCCAACUCUUUAAAGACAUGGGGGAUGUCACUAUCAAACGCAUCGUCAUCAGCUUCAACUCAGCUGUGAGUGCGUGCGAAAAGGGCCGUGAAUGGCAGCGAGCGCUGCUUGUGCUGAAACGGCUGCCAUUUGACGAUCUCAGGCCAAGUGUCAUAAGCUUUAACUCUGCCAUCAGUGCAUGUGAAACCUCUGGCUACUGGCGGGCGGCGCUCCAAUUGGUUCGUCUCAUGAUGUUCAUUGAAUUGACCCCCACUGCUGUGACCUGCAGUUCAGCCAUCAGUGCCUGUGACAAGGGCGAACGGUGGAGGCUGAGCGAGUUGGGUCUUGGGCUUCCUGGAUCUUUGGCACAAGGAGGGCAAAGUCAAUGA
Messenger RNA from Durusdinium trenchii, 1269 nucleotides. The record is from the annotation of a GenBank genome assembly. Lineage: Eukaryota; Dinophyceae; Suessiales; Symbiodiniaceae.